Messenger RNA from Acanthoscelides obtectus, 1095 nucleotides. The record is from the annotation of a GenBank genome assembly. Lineage: Eukaryota; Metazoa; Arthropoda; Insecta; Coleoptera; Chrysomelidae.
AUGCAAAAGUCCUUGACUUACUCUCUAGAUCCUAUCAGAGGUAGUCUUAAUAAAAUCACUGACUAUGCUGGAAGACUGAAGAGACCUACACUGGACAGAAUGUUCGCUUCGACGUCACAAAGAAAUGAUGAUGGUUUGCGGGCGUCUUAUAAUAUCUCGUUACUUAUAGCAAAAUCCGGAAAACCGCAUACUAUCGGAGAGAAGUUAAUUUUGCCUGCCGUUGAAGAGGUUUUAAAAACUGUUUUACACAAACCUGCAUCUGAUAUCAUUAAAAGAAUUCCCUUAAGCAACAAUACUGUUGAAAGACGUAUUGAUGAAAUGAGUUCUGAUAUUGAAAGCUUCUUAUGUAAUUAUUUGCAAACGACCCAUUUCUCUAUACGACUGGACGAGUCAACUUUACCUGAUAAUGCAGCAGUAUUAUUGGCAUAUGUUCGUUUCAUUAUGAAUCAAGAAAUCUACGAAGAACUGCUCUUCGCAAGAACUUGGAUAACCGACACUAAAGGUGAAUCAAUAUUUCAUGUUUUGAAGGAUUACUUCAUUGAAAAAGCAAUUCCUUUAUCAAAUAUAAUAUCAAUAGCUACAGAUGGAGCACCUGCCAUGCGUUUCUUGCCAGAGUUGAAACGAAUGAAGCAAAAUUUUGGACGGGGCGAAUUUUCUCAGUUCCCCAAUUUGUCACAGACAAGCUGCCAGGAAGACGACGUUUCAACUUACGUUCAACAUUUAAAUGCCCUCUAUUCAGAUUUUAAAUCUAGGUUUGAGGAUUUUUUGACUAUGGUAAUACCACCGUGGAUAAUUAAUCCAUAUGGUGACAUAGAAGAAACGAAUAUCAUAAUACAAGAGGAACUGACUGAACUAAGUACAAACGAAGAACUUAAGGUUCAGUUUAAAAACGGAUAUCAGCAAUUCUGGCUGCAAAACAACAUACCCGUUACUUAUUCCGUAUUAUGGAAUAUAGCGAGGAAAUUUUUAAUUUCCUUUCCAUCGUCAUACCUAGUGGAAAGGGGGUUCAGCGCUGUUACCAAUCUCCUAACGAAAAAAGAAACAGACUGGACAUCAUUAGCCGAGGAGAUUUCAGAUUAUCCCUUACAAAAUUGA